GUUUCAAAUCACACCACGCUUCCCAGUUCCCCCAUUCUCUUUCUCCUUGUGUAGAGCUUGAACCCAGCCAGUAUCAAUGGCGAACGACCAGGAGAUGAGUGGAUGGACUGAUCUUCUCCAUUCUUCGACUAAGCUUCUGGAGCAAGCGACUCCUUCGUCUCAGUUUCCUCCUCUUCAGAGGAAUUUGGAUCAAUUGGAAACAUUGUCGAGGAAACUCAAGGCGAAAACCCUAAGAAACGAAGCUCCGGCACAGUCUAUUGCUGCCACUAGACUACUUGCACGGGAGGGAAUCAAUGCAGAUCAAUUAUCUCGUGAUCUUAAGUCAUUUGAGUUGAAGACGACAUUUGAGGAUGUAUUCCCUGCCGACGCAACAAGUGUUGAAGAAUACUUGCAACAGGUUCAUGAAAUGGCAAUGGUAUCGGCUAUACAGGAGGCUCAAAAAGAUAAUGUUCGAAGCUUUAACAACUACAUGUUGAAAGUUUUGGAGGAGGACUGUAGAAAAGAAAAACGUGACUUUCUUCAUAGCCUUAGCAAAAUUUCAAUGUUACCUAAGACCAAGAUGAUCGAUUCAAGCAGAGGCACUCAUGCUGGUUCAUUAAUGGCUUUGAGUCCUCAAGUAUCUUCAAAACCUGGAAUGCAACUGGUGUCUAUGACUAACAAACCCAUUCAUGAGAAAAAGUCAUAUGUCUAUGCCGAGGUUGUGAAGAAACUAAACUCUGCAAGAGAACGAGGCUUGCCAUUUAAACCUGCAACAUCGUUCAAUGGUGCAUAUGAAAGUCUAGGAAUUAAUCUGACUCGUGGAAAAUCAGUCAACAUUCAGAAAAUAUGGCAACUUAUUCAGGCAAUGACAGGUGAAGAAUCAGAAGUACAACAUGGUGCCUCCAAGAGGAUGGCCCUCGUGAUAGGUGCAAGACGCCACUUGGAAUGUGGGCAUGGGAAACAUAUAAUGGAUACAAUUCAAAGUCAUCAUACACAAGCUGCUCUUGGUGGAUCUGUUGGAAAUUUGCAAAGAAUUCGUGCCUUUCUUCGGAUUCGUCUGAGAGAUUAUGGGCUUUUAGAUUUUGAUUCAGGCGAUGCUCAUAGGCAACCACCAUUUGAUACUACUUGGCAGCAGAUAUAUUUUUGUUUGAGAACUGGUUAUUAUGAGGAAGCUAGAGAAAUUGCCCAAUCAUCCCGUUCAUCACAGCAACAGUUUGCUCCUCUGCUUACCGAGUGGAUUACCACGGGUGGCACUGUGGCUGCACAUACCGCCGCUAUUGCUUCUGAAGAAUGUGAGAGGUUGUUGAGGUUGGGCCAGACAACAUAUGACAAGAAGAAGCUCCUACUCUAUACGAUAAUAUCUGGUUCCCGACGGCAGAUUGAUCGAAUCGUGAGGGAUUUUUCGACGCUCUUUAAUACAAUUGAAGAUUUUCUUUGGUUCAAACUAUCAUGCGUACGUGACGUAGCUGGUGGAUCUUCAUCUGUGGUCUUGAAUGAUGGGCUAGUGCCUUACAGUUUGGAUGAUCUUCAGGCUUAUCUUAAUAAAUUUGAGCCAUCUUAUUACACUAAGAAUGGCAAAGACCCUCUGGUAUACCCAUAUGUUUUGCUUCUCAGCAUUCAGUUACUACCAGUGAUUAUGUACAUGUCCAAAGAAGCAGGAGAUGAAGGGUAUAACAUUGAUGCUGUCCAUAUGGCUAUUUCGCUAGUGGACCAUUCCGUGCUAUCUGAAGGAUCUGGGACUGGGCACAAACUAAGCGUGAUGGAUGCUAAUGCUGAGGCAUCUAGCAUGAUUAGGCAAUAUGGGACGAUGUUUUUACGUCAUGAUGAUCUGAAAACGACGCUGGAAUACUAUGCACAAGCUGCCAUUGCAGUAGGUGGGGGGCGGGAAGCAUGGUCUGGAAGAAGUAACGUGGAUCAACAAAGGCAAAGGAACAUGAUGUUGAAGCAACUACUGACUGAGAUCUUGUUACGAGAGGGUGGUAUUUGCUUACUGCUUGGUGCUAGAGGUUCCGGUGAAGAAGGCGAGCUUGGAAGAUUUCUGCCUGAUAUUAGAUUGAGGCAGCAGUUCUUGAUUGAAGCUGCGCUUCAGUGUCAAGAAGCUGGAUUAUAUGACGAAGCGAUAGAAAUACAGAAGAGAGUUGGUGCGUAUUCGUCUGCCUUGGAAACGGUAAACAAGUGUCUAUCCGAAGCCAUUUGCUCCCUUGUCCGUGGAAGGUCAGAUGGUGAAAGCCAAGCAGCGGGGCUUGUUCUCUCAGGCAACGAUAUUCUCAAUACUUACAAAUAUCACCCUGAAGCCAGUAUCCAGGGAAGAGAUCAAGUCAUGGAGCAAGAAACAAUACUAAGAGAGCUUGAGGCAAUACUGUCAAUCCACAAGUUAGCCAGACUAGGCAAUCAUCUAAAUGCCAUAAGAGAAGUCGCGAAACUUCCAUUCCUACAUCUCGAUCCAAGACUACCUGACACCACCCCAAACGAGUUUCAGAAAGCAUCCUCUUACUUUCAGACUUGUGUCCCUGAUUUACUCAAGGUUGCUCUGACGUGUUUGGAUAACGUAGCUGACACUGAUGGAUCGAUGAGGGGAAUGAGAUCUAAGAUUGCUGGAUUUCUUGCAAGCAACACACAGCGGAACUGGCCUCGAGACUUGUAUGAGAAGGUUGCUCGAAGCUUUUGAAUCUAAGAAAACUUGAACACUAUUCUUAGGAAGGAAGCUGUUGAACCCAGUUUUGUUACUUUGUUUACCUUAGAACGAAGGAUAUGUUUUCUUGGUUGUAACAGGCAUCGUUAAUAAAACCCAAAACUUAAUUCAGAGAUAUAAUCACACAAAAUCCAAGGAUCGUAUGUUAGGUUCUCUAAAGCAUUAUAUAAUAAAUCCAAAACAAAAACAAAAACAUAUAUCAGUUCUGACUCGUGAAGGCAUUGACAUGAAAAAUGUUUAUAAGCUGACCCAAUUUGUGUGUGCCUCACUCAUUCUUGGUGCUCUAGGCUUCAGCCGUCUCAAAUCUCCGCAUCAUGUCACAAUGAGGUGUUUCACGAACAAAUCCCCAUUGUUUCCUCUGCAUCUCAUACCUACAAUUCUGACUAAGUAUAGACACAUAAUCUCUCUCAACUUGUUCUUCCAAAACAUGCCGAUCGUUGCUAUCACGUGGGUAAUCCUGCUCGAAUUUAGACGACCUCACAAAGUAAUUGACACCUCUCUGUGUAGUGAACUUGUGAUGGUAAGGA
Messenger RNA from Camelina sativa (false flax), 3198 nucleotides. RefSeq names its product nuclear pore complex protein NUP93B. Gene Ontology annotation, molecular function: structural constituent of nuclear pore. Gene Ontology annotation, cellular component: nuclear pore. The record is from RefSeq and is a predicted model, not a curated record. Gene Ontology annotation, biological process: protein import into nucleus; poly(A)+ mRNA export from nucleus. Lineage: Eukaryota; Viridiplantae; Streptophyta; Magnoliopsida; Brassicales; Brassicaceae.